AUGGCGCCGACCACCGAAGGAUACGCGGGAACAAGCACGACGGAGAUAAUCGUUACCGGGGCGCUUGCCGUCAUUGUAGCCGCUGCCUCCCCUAUCAUUGCCGCCAGUGUUGUCGGAGCAGUAGGGUUUGGAGCCGGAGGAAUCGUAGCUGGAACCCCUGCCGCCGCUAUUAUGGCGACUUAUGGAGGCACGGUUGGCGUAGGUUCUGCAUGCGCAGUUCUGCAGUCUGUCGGGGCUGCAGGACUCGGAGUUUUUGGAACAACUUUCGUCAGCGCAUUGGGGGCUGCAACAGUUGCCGCUGGAGCUGCAGGCGCUUCAAAACUCACUGCAGCUGGGUCUGGGUUUGCGAGUGUUGCCGACGCUAGUUUCAAUGUAACUAAAUACGUUUUUUCUCAGAAAUGGGAAAAAGUCGCCGUCGGAUUCGAUAUGACUGGAGCCAAGGCGUCAUUCCAAGUUGUCAGGACGGGAAUCGCGAACGCGCCGGGGAUUGCGACCGCUUUCGUUAGGAGCACAGCCCCUACUGGACUCAGUAAGAUUGGAGCAGGGCUUUCCCGAGAUGCUAUUGCCGCAAUGGCUACGAAAAAGAGAGCUGGAGCUGGCGUGGACAACAGGGACUUGGGAAACUAG
Molecule: messenger RNA, 627 nt
Organism: Gamsiella multidivaricata
Lineage: Eukaryota; Fungi; Mortierellomycota; Mortierellomycetes; Mortierellales; Mortierellaceae
Exons: 1
Coding region: 1-627 (208 amino acids)
Cellular component (GO): membrane
Source: RefSeq, a predicted model, not a curated record